Peronospora farinosa is the source of this 1629-nucleotide messenger RNA. The record is from the annotation of a GenBank genome assembly. Lineage: Eukaryota; Oomycota; Peronosporomycetes; Peronosporales; Peronosporaceae.
AUGACUGGGCGUAAGCAUGCAGUUCCAUGGCUCAGCUGGACCGAGUGGCACGACGUGUGUGUAAAGUUAUUUAGUAGCGAUCCAUACGCUCAACAACACGGUGUCUCUCGUAUCGCAUCCUGGCGCAAUCGUGCGCAAUUACCCGUAGCCAUUAACGCUACGGCACAAUUAUUGGAGCUUCAGCUUCAUGAGUCAAUGGCACAGCAUCAUCACCAUGCAAUAGGCGUGAGCUCUCGCUCUUAUAUGGAGUUGUCUCUCUUAUAUUCAAGCAUUAUAGUACGUUGUGUCAAUGGUCUAGUGGAUGGUUCACAGAAGGGCGCGUAUGCCUUGGCCGUUAGUACCUUGGCACAACGCAUUGGUAUUCCAUUGUGGAUCGUCGACUUGCGUCAUGAAUCAACACACAAUCAAUUGCCAUCAUUAUCAGUGCUGCGUUUUGCUGCUCGUCAUCUAUUGGCGUGGCUUCGAACGAAUUAUUGGGAAGCUCAGAGACUACAAAUGAGAAGACAAGUGGAUCAUGUCUCGCAGUGGUUGUUUGAACAAUUGCCACAUUUAAACAGACAAUUGACUGAUGAGAAGGAGAAAGAGGACUCGAUACAAGAGGACAUUACGCAGGUACAAAUUGACUUGAAGCCGAGAUUGGAUGUGGACACUCUGCGGAAUAUUGUAGUGCCCCUGCUGGUUAAUGGUGAGCACUUUGAUGCGCCUGGGGUGUCGACUGGACUGCUCUUCCUUGAGGAACCUCUACAGCUAGAAGAUAAAGGAUCGAGAGAUACUACGGCGAUUGUGCAAAAAGAUGCAUUUAUCACGCUACUACUGCAACUGCAGCCAUUGUGGAGGAGCUUUAGUGCGUCGUUGUUAGCGAGAUUGUGUCAGAAAGUAUUCGACGCUAUCUGCACACAGAAAUCCUGGUCGUUAAGUGGACAAGGUGGAGAACUGUCUAGUUUCUCUUUCGGUGACCAGGAAAAGUGUACUUUCAAGCAGAAUGAAGUGGAAAUGACGUUAUUGUGGAUCAAGUUUAUGAUCAGCAGCGAUUAUCGUGAAAGGAUAAAGCUGCAAAUUGGGCCCAUUCAUGAUCUGUGCCAAUGCGGCGCCGAAAUGCUUGCUCUUGCCGAAAAUCUCCAGCCUGACGACGUAAUAGAAGGUCGAGAGGAGCUGUUAGAGCGUUUGCUAGCUGCGUUGAGAUUCAGCAAAGCCGUCAAAAACCAUUCAACGUUGGCAAUAGAAGCGGCAAUUGCUACCAGCUUAGCAUCUGAGUCUGCCAUAGGCUGGACCCAACUCCCUGCUUGGGUGGAGAGCCCCAUUGGCCUUCGCUAUUGCUACACAAGUUAUGAAAGUAAUAGCCAGUGUCAAGUGCUCGAGUUUUCACUUGACGAUGAUAGUCUGACGCCAGACAGCACAACAUUUGUCCUUCCUGAAGACGAGGAAGAAGAGGGUAUCUAUGAUACCGGCGCCGAUGAUGUCAUGAAUGCGCUCAUGGAAGACUUGGACGCAGCCUAUGUCGCUACUCUUCAGCAAACUCUCGAUUUGCAGGCCACGAUUGCUCGUGAUGGCCUUCGACAAGGUGGCAGUGCAAUGGUGUUGCCGAAACAAGAGCUUCAGCGUAUCCAGGAGGAGAUUGAAAUUUGGUAA